AUGGAUCUCACAGCUGAGCACAAGGAGGUCUUCUCCCUUUUCGACAAGGAUGGAGAUGGUCACAUCACGCUCGAAGAACUGCGCACAAUCAUCCGAUCAUUAGGCCGAGAACCAACUCUGCAAGAGCUGCAGGAUAUGAUCAGGGAGGUCGAUGUGGAUGGCAAUGGCACCAUAGAGUUUGAUGAAUUCUUGAACGUGAUGGCUAUGAGAACGAAGGAGGCUACUGAGGCUGAGGCUGAAGAAGAACUGCGAGAAGCCUUCAAGGUUUUCGAUAUAGACAACAAUGGAUACAUCUCACCCAGCGAGCUUAUGAGCGUGAUGACUAAUCUGGGAGAGGAAGUAACAAAGGAGAUUGCCGCAGAGAUGAUCAUGGAGGUUGACGCUGAUGGUGACGGGCAGGUGGAUUUCAAGGAAUUCUCCACCUUGAUGAUGGCUAUCGGAACUACACCGACGAAUUCCUUUUCUUCAUUGUACAUAAACUGA
Musa acuminata subsp. malaccensis (wild Malaysian banana) is the source of this 483-nucleotide messenger RNA. RefSeq lists its product as uncharacterized. Lineage: Eukaryota; Viridiplantae; Streptophyta; Magnoliopsida; Zingiberales; Musaceae. The record is from RefSeq and is a predicted model, not a curated record. Gene Ontology annotation, molecular function: calcium ion binding; enzyme regulator activity.